Molecule: messenger RNA, 2344 nt
Organism: Sinocyclocheilus grahami
Lineage: Eukaryota; Metazoa; Chordata; Actinopteri; Cypriniformes; Cyprinidae
Gene: gnmt
Product: glycine N-methyltransferase
Exons: 6
Coding region: 111-998 (295 amino acids)
Biological process (GO): one-carbon metabolic process; S-adenosylmethionine metabolic process; protein homotetramerization
Cellular component (GO): cytosol
Molecular function (GO): S-adenosyl-L-methionine binding; glycine binding; identical protein binding
Source: RefSeq, a predicted model, not a curated record
UAUAAAUGUCAACAUCGAUGUUGUAAGCCUGAAAAAGAAACUCAAACGAGAAGACAGGAGCUUAAUUCAGAUCCGGAAGACGAACUGUUCACGUAGUGUGAUAAUUGAGUAUGGUGGACAGUGUUUACCGUACACGGUCUCUCGGUGUAGGUGUAGUUGGUCUUCCUGAUCAGUAUGCCGACGGUAAAGCAGCGAAAGUGUGGCAGCUGUACAUCGGAGACACUCGGAGCAGGACAGAGGAGUACAAGAGCUGGGUGCUGUCCCUGCUCAGAAAACAUGGGGUUCAGAAGGUGCUGGAUGUAGCCUGCGGCACAGGGGUGGAUUCCAUCAUGUUGGUAGAAGAGGGAUUCAAGGUGGUUAGUGUGGAUGCCAGUGACAAAAUGCUCAAAUAUGCUCUUAAAGAGAGAUGGGAGAGGAGAAAAGAGCCCACCUUCGAUAACUGGGUAAUUGAGGAGGCCAACUGGCUAACAUUACCAGAAGAUGUUAAAAAACCUGGAGAUGGGUUUGAUGCAGUAAUCUGUCUAGGCAAUUCAUUUGCUCAUUUACCAGACUUCAAAGGGGACCAGAGUGAACAGAAGCUUGCCUUACAAAACAUAGCCAGCAUGGCGAAACCUGGAGGGAUCCUAAUCAUUGACCACCGUAACUAUGAUUACAUUCUUGAGACUGGCCAAGCACCCCAAGGAAAGAAUAUUUUCUAUAAGAGUGACCUGAAACAGGACAUCUCCACCUCAGUACUGUGGGUAAAUAGCAAGCCUCACAUGAUCACACUGGACUACACUCUGGAACUGCCUCAACCAGAGGAUGUUCAGACUCCACCUGAUACAAGUAAAUUCCGCCUGUCAUACUACCCCCAUCGUUUGGAGAGUUUUAAGGAGAUUUUGAGAGCAUCGUUCUUUGGAAAAUGCGAGCACAAUGUAUAUGGAGACUUCAAGCAAUACACCCCAGGGCAAGGAGAGGUGCCCUGUUAUUUCAUUCAUGUGGUUAAAAAGACUACUUAAAGCCACAUGCAUUCUGCCAUUUUAUUUCAUCUUCACAUGGAAAAAUGGUUGUGAAAAUUGGUGCUUGCAUGACAAUACAACUGCAGGUAGUUCUUUUGCUUUGAAAGUGAAAAUGUACCUCAUUUGAACUGGUAAGAGGUCUACAUGAUCUUCCCUCAUGCUUAAUUUGAAUAAAUAUCGUUUUUCUCUUUUUAUUUACUCUUUCAUGUUACACAUUCUUAAGCAUGAAAAAUAUACAUGUACAUUGUACUUUACAGAACACUGCUGAGAGCAUGUCACACAGAAUGUGUUUUUGUGUUCCACUGUGCUGCUUAAUUGUUUUGUUUUUUUCUAUGUAAACAUGCGCUAGACAGAUGUCUUUGUCCAUUGAUCCACGUCAAAUUACAGAAGUCAAACUAAAAAGAUAAAUGCAUAAAAACCCCUGAUUUUUCACCCCUGAAUAUUAAAGCAUUAUGGAAUAUGCUAUGUAAUAUAAACAGAUAAGUAAGUAUUAUAAGAACGGUUGUUAUACAAGUCCACAGGUAUAGCCAUGCUAUUCAGACUAACAACACUAAUCGUGCUGUAAUAUUACUUUUAAAAACUAGCAAUAUAAUUAUUUCCAGUCACUCUGUUUGGAACGGUGUAGCAAAAAUAGACAAAGCUGAAUUAGCGAUUCAUACUGUGUUUUCGAGAAACACACAGUGUGAAUGUUUUUGAACAAAUUGUGUUAUGUUAAUAAUUUAAUUGCUCACUUAUAAAGACAGUUGUUUCCAACUACUGGCUUAACAUUGUAACCUGAAGAAAGAAUCGCUGAAAAAUCCUUAGCAAUUAUACAGUCGGCCUGUUUGGAACAUGGUGCAAACACAGAUAAACAAGAUGAUACAAACAGUGUAAGUAAAAGCGUGAUUAGGGUCUACAUUAAUCGUUACACAUAAAUCGUAAUAACUUACACAUACAUAAUGAACCAUACACAGUAUAAAUAUAGCCAUACAAAUAUGUAUUACUGAAGGUUCAGACAAAUACAUAUCACUGCUGUAUGUCUUUCAAAAAUGAUUUAAAGUGCUGAUUUAAAUUUUUCAGGGUGAUUUAAAUAUACACUGGCUAAUACAUAGUGUAAUGAUCUGUAGGUAUGCAAAGAUUAAAGUUUACUGGGCCUUUUUUUUUUUUUUUCAAUGUUCAAACUGUAUUUUCUUUAACAACUUAUGUAGUUAAAGCCGGUGUUUCUUUAGGUUUGCUCAUUGAGGGUUGUAAGGCUUUAUUUCAUUUUCCUUCAUGUGUUUGACCCAUAUCAAAUUCCUUCGACACUCACACAAUGUCAAGACUGUCUGGUGUUGAAUUCCAAAAUAAAAGCCCUCCAAAAAUGAAUA